AUGUCACCAGCCAACACUAACAUGUCACCAGCCAACACUAACAAGUCACCAGCCAACACUAACAUGUCACCAGCCAACACUAACAAGUCACCAGCCAACACUAACAUGUCACCAGACAACACUAACAUGUCUCCAGGUGACACUAACAUGUCACCAGCCAACACUAACAUGUCACCAGCCAACACUAACAUGUCACCAGCCAACACUAACAUGUCACCAUCCAACACUAACAUGUCACCAGCCAAUACUAACAUGUCACCAGCCAACACUAACAUGUCACCAGCCAACACUAACAUGUCACCAGCCAACACUAACAUGUCACCAUCCAACACUAACAUGUCACCAGCCAAUACUAACAUGUCACCAGCCAACACUAACAUGUCACCAGCCAACACUAACAUGUCACCAGCCAACACUAACAUGUCACCAUCCAACACUAACAUGUCACCAGCCAAUACUAACAUGUCACCAGCCAAUACUAACAUGUCACCAGCCAACACUAACAUGUCACCAGCCAACACUAACAUGUCACCAGCCAACACUAACAUGUCACCAUCCAAAACUAACAUGUCACCAGCCAAUACUAACAUGUCACCAGCCAACACUAACAUGUCACCAGCCAACACUAACAUGUCACCAGCCAACACUAACAUGUCACCAUCCAACACUAACAUGUCACCAGCCAAUACUAACAUGUCACCAGCCAACACUAACAUGUCACCAGCCAACACUAACAUGUCACCAGCCAACACUAACAUGUCACCAUCCAACACUAACAUGUCACCAGCCAAAACUAACAUGUCACCAGCCAACACUAACAUGUCACCAUCCAACACUAACAUGUCACCAGACAACACUAACAUGUCUCCAGCCAACACUAACAUGUCACCAUCCAACACUAACAUGUCUCCAGGUGACACUAACAUGUCACCAGCCAACACUAACAUGUCACCAGCCAACACUAACAUGUCACCAGCCAACACUAACAUGUCACCAUCCAACACUAACAUGUCACCAGCCAAUACUAACAUGUCACCAGCCAACACUAACAUGUCACCAGCCAACACUAACAUGUCACCAGCCAACACUAACAUGUCACCAGCCAACACUAACAUGUCACCAUCCAACACUAACAUGUCACCAGCCAAUACUAACAUGUCACCAGCCAACACUAACAUGUCACCAGCCAACACUAACAUGUCACCAUCCAACACUAACAUGUCACCAGCCAAUACUAACAUGUCACCAGCCAACACUAACAUGUCACCAGCCAACACUAACAUGUCACCAGCCAACACUAACAUGUCACCAGCCAACACUAACAUGUCACCAUCCAACACUAACAUGUCACCAGCCAAUACUAACAUGUCACCAGCCAACACUAACAUGUCACCAGCCAACACUUACAUGUCACCAGCCAACACUAACAUGUCACCAUCCAACACUAACAUGUCACCAGCCAAUACUAACAUGUCACCAGCCAACACUAACAUGUCACCAGCCAACACUAACAUGUCACCAGCCAACACUAACAUGUCACCAUCCAACACUAACAUGUCACCAGCCAAUACUAACAUGUCACCAGCCAACACUAACAUGUCACCAUCCAACACUAACAUGUCACCAGACAACACUAACAUGUCUCCAGCCAACACUAACAUGUCACCAGCCAACACUAACAUGUCACCAGCCAACACUAACAUGUCACCAGCCAAUACUAUGAUGUCAUUGAAGCCUUUCCAUUGUCCUGAAUAA
Messenger RNA from Procambarus clarkii (red swamp crayfish), 1755 nucleotides. RefSeq names its product DNA-directed RNA polymerase II subunit RPB1-like. Lineage: Eukaryota; Metazoa; Arthropoda; Malacostraca; Decapoda; Cambaridae. The record is from RefSeq and is a predicted model, not a curated record.